AUGAUCUUUUAUGGUUUCCUGAUCGUGAAUGUGAUGGCAGUGUGUGAAGCGGCACCACAGUACCCAGGUCACAUGAUGGGAGGACCUAUGGGCGGCUACAUGGGUGGAGGCCAUAUGAGAGGUCCUAUGAUGGGUGGACCAAUGGGCGGCUAUGGAGGAUCGAUGGGGAGACCCGGAGGUUUUAUGGGUGGCCCAAUGGGCAUGCGUGGACCGAUGAUGGGAGGACCUAUGAUGGGACGAUAUGGUCACAUGGGCCGACAUGGCAUGGGAGGCCUAGGCAUGCGACCGGUGCCUUUUUGA
This is a messenger RNA of Haemonchus placei, 300 nucleotides long. Lineage: Eukaryota; Metazoa; Nematoda; Chromadorea; Rhabditida; Trichostrongylidae. The record is from the annotation of a GenBank genome assembly.